AGCAACCUCGGAUGAUAGUGAAUGGAAGUUUAGUUUGUGAGUUUGGGAUAUCGAGGGAGAAAUUAACAGAGAGCGUGAGGAUUAACCUGCGUAAAACAACAACAACAACAACAACAACAACAGAAAGUUAAGUCAGACUCAUAAUUAUUUACUUUUUGCUUUCACACGAGACUAAGUAGACCCUGCUCGAGUUAAAGCCGAACAAGAGCCCUCUCUCUCUGCCACCCCCCCCAAAAGUCUGUGUCGUGGAGGGUAGCAGGUGUUCAGUUGAGGGAGACGCAUCGCCUCAGUCGGCACCCCGAGCCUCAACAGGGUGCCAAGACCGCUAACUGCCGGACUGAAACUCCCGUGAGUGCGAACGGACGUCGAUAAGACCGCUGCUGGAGGUGAGCGUUUGUUUCCCGGGCGAACUGGUGUGGAAGACCGUUGGAGACUCUGGAUAAAAAAAAAAGAACAGAAAAGAAAACGACAGGCUCCAGUGUCGCAGCGACAGCAGUGAGAGUAACGUUAACGUCUCUGUAACGGCCGUUUAUCAUUUUCAAACCGACCGUUACUUCUUCUGUGGUGCCGGCUAACUCUUCUUCGCCGGUGAACGUACAGAAAGGACAGAAAGAAAAACUCCCCGUCGCUGCGGAGAAACUUGUAAUGCGUUUUAGUUUUUUUUUUGCUAACCUGUUGUGUCAUUUUCCGUGUAACCCGAGACGCAGCGCGUUACUGCAAGUUAGCCGAUUUGGUAUCCGGAGCAUAGAGUCCCGUCCUCGGCGACUCGGUGGAGGAUUUCGACCUGGGUUAGCAGUUAAUUAGGAUAUCUUAACGUCAACUUCAGAUAACGGACUGCGGCGUCUCCAUCACCACCACCACCACCACACUUGGGGGGGAAAGACUCGGAGCGGUCCUGUGCGCAGUCAGAAAACCACGGCUCCCCACACAAUCAAUUACCGAAUUGAUUUUUCUAGAGCACACAAGCACGGGUGGAUAAUUUACGCGUUUUAUUGCCCCUGUGUUAAUAACGACCGCGGUCUUAACAGCUGAAUGAUCCGCGGGACAAAUCCCCGGUGAAGACAUCAAAAAAACAAGCGCGGAUUUGAGGUCGAUUGCAGGGAGUAAGCCGAUAAGUCUAAAACACACUCAAAUGUAUUAAUUCUCCCCGCUCGGAUCAAUCCAAAUGAGAAUGAGGUAUCGCAGGACGCAGAAACACACGGACUCCGCCACAACAGAGAGAGAUCACCGUGCUGUUACACCGUGAAAGCAGGACUGAGUGAGGGAAAGUCUCUGUUGUUGGUGAGCCAGACCCCCCCACCCCCACCCCUCUUGCUCCUCUUUCUCCCGCUGCCUGCUGAGUUUUGGACACCGGAGCUGCCAAGUCAGAGCUGGGGAGCUUGUCGGCAGCGAGAGUGGUGCUGAACUCCCGGAGCUCGGAUCUUCGCGUCCCCGGGAAAGCGCGGAGGUAACCGGCGCUGAAUCCCCGCUCCUCUUGUCUCAUCUCCUCCCCUCUCUGCUCGGACUUCUCUAUCAUUCGUGCGCAGGGCAGAGAAAGAAAGAGAGAGAGAGAGAGAGAGAGAGUUGCAGCAGCAGCAAAGCACAAGCAGACACCGGCACUGUUGGCCCCCUCUCUCCCGCAUGAUGAAACCGGGACUGUGCUGCUCUGAUGGGUCCCCGGAGCGUGUGGAGGGACCGGCACCAGCAGGGAUCCGGCAGAAGAUGGGGACAGGGGCGACCCGGAGUGGGAGCCGGUGUCCGCCUCUUUUUCUCCUGCUCCUUCUCGGCAGCAGCUGCCACAUGUUGCACGGCCAAGAGGUGGCUCCCUACCUGCGCGGGGGUGGACAGCGGCAGCAGGUGGUGUUGGAAGGAAACAGACUGGUGCUGACCUGCCUGGUUGGAGGCAGCUGGCCUCUGCAGUACCGCUGGACUUUCAACAACAGCAACAUCACCGACUGGACCCAACAGUACAGGUUGUCUGUUUCGUCGUUGAAGAGGACUGAUGCUGGCCUGUAUCAGUGUAUCGCGAGGAACAGGAUGGGAACAGUUAUAAACCGGAGGACAGAGGUGCAGGUGGCCUUUUUGGGGAACUUUUCCGCUGAGGAGCAGAGAAAGACGGCGACUCAGGGCCGAGCAGCCAUCAUCAGCCAGCCUCCCCUUGCUUCUUUCCCCCGACCUCUUGUGACAUGGUUCAAAGACGGACACAAGAUAAUCCCCAACAACCGAAUAGCAAUCACUUUGGACAAUCAGUUGGUCGUCUUGGCAACCACUGCAGCGGACGCAGGACGUUACCACGUAGAGGCGGUGAACGAGAUGACAGGAGAGAAUGUGACGAGUCCCGCCAUCUACCUGAGCAUCUCAGUUGGCAAGAAGAACCGUGGGUCAACAGAUCCUGAAUCAGAACUCGUGACUCCGGCGAUUGUGAUCGGACCCAAAGACACAACUGCGGUGGCAGGCAGUGAGACUACACUGGAGUGCAUUGCUAAUGCCAGACCAGUGGACAGUCUCGUGGUGUCAUGGAAACGCGAUGGGCGUCGGCUGGCCAGUGGGCGUCGGCUCAUAAUUCCUGCCCCUACCUUCUCUGACACAGGGUUAUAUGUUUGUGAAGCAUUGCUUAGCAACAGCACUGCCAAACCUGUGGAAGCAAGAGCACACCUCACUGUAAUGGAGCCUCCUUCUCUAACAGCUCAACCAACGAGGAAGAUCUUUGCUGAGCUUGACAGGAAUGUAGAUAUCCCAUGCCUGGCUACAGGCGUGCCCCAGCCCAGGAUAGAGUGGUUUAAGGACGCAGUACCGCUUUCCAAACUGGCCAACCCUCGCUACAAGGUCACCGCAGCAGCUGGGCUGACGGUGCGCCGGGUGCAGCCAGGAGACGGAGGAAUAUUUCAGUGCCUCGCUCGCAACGGUGCUGGAGAAACGCAGGCGCACACUCAGCUCCUUGUCUCCAGUGUGGCCCCGACAUUUACAUUCCCUCCGUCCGACCAAACAGUAACUGAUGGGAACACAGCCUUGUUUAUCUGCCAAACGAGCGGAGCUCCAAAACCUGCCAUCACAUGGAAGAAAGGGUCACAGAUCUUGGCCAGCGGCUUUGUCCAGGUUCCAAAAUUCACACUAUUACAGUCAGGUGGUUUGCAGAUUCAGCCAAUCAGCUUCCAGGAUGCAGGAGACUACACCUGCAUUGCCUCCAAUUCAGAGGGAACCAUCAACGCCACAGCAACACUCACCGUCUGGAGUCGUACCGUCAUUUCUGUGCCUCCAGCAGACAAGCGUGUCAUCAAAGGAACUACUGCUGUUCUGGACUGUAAUGCUACACAUGACCCCAGAGUCGACAUCAGCUUCAGGUGGGAUCGAGGUGGUGUGGUGGUCCUUCCGACCAGUGGAGGCCGUGUCUCCGUGCGCCAGGGAACCCUCACUAUUGGCCAGACGUGGUCAGGUGACAUUGGGGAUUACACCUGCACCGUGACCUCAAAGGCCGGCAAUGACUCUCACUCUGCACGCCUCGAAGUCAUUGAGCUGCCACACUCUCCUCGCUCCCUGACCGCCCGCCUCAAUGACUCUGAUUCUCGCUCCGUCCUCCUCUCCUGGCUGCGCCCCUUUGACGGGAACUCCCCGCUUCUCCACUACCUGCUGGAGCUCUCCGAGAACAACUCGCCGUGGAAGGUCUACCUAUCAGAGGUCGAUCCCGCGGUGACCGAGGUAUCUGUGGGCGGGCUCACGCCUGCUCGGACCUAUCAGUUCCGACUCUGUGCUGUCAAUCAAGUGGGCAGGGGUCAGUACAGCGCUGAGACGCAGAGAUUGAUGCUGAGGGAGGAGGCGCCCAGCGCACCACCAAAGAACAUCGUAGCCAGCGGGCGAACAAACCAGUCCAUCAUGGUCCAGUGGCAGCCGCCGCCAGAACCUCAGCUCAACGGAGUCCUCCGAGGAUAUGUACUCAGGUACCGUCUGGCAGGACUACCGGGGGACUACCAGGAGAAGAACAUCAGCAGCCCCGAGACCAACUACUGUCUGCUGAAAGAUCUGAUCAUCUGGACCCAAUACCAGAUCCAGGUGGCUGCCUACACCGGAGCCGGCCUUGGCGUCUACAGCAGCCCUGUCACAGAGUACACUCUGCAGGGAGUUCCCACAGCCCCUCCCCAGGAAGUGGAAGUUUUAGCUAUCAACUCAACUACCAUCCGCUUCACCUGGAAUCCUCCACCUCAGCAGUUUAUUAAUGGCAUCAACCAGGGAUACAAGCUGCUGGUCUGGCCAGAGCAGUCUCCAGAGGAUGUUAAGGUGGUAACCAUCACCCCAGACUACCCCGGUGCACGCCACACAGGAUUAGUCAGCGGACUCAAGAAAUUCACCUGGUACUUCGGCUCCACCCUCUGCUUCACAACACCUGGAGACGGCCCCUGCAGCUCCCCCACCCUGCUGCAGACACACGAGGACACACCUGGACCUGUUCGGCAGCUGAGCUUCACUGAAAUCUUGGACACAUCACUCAGAGUCAGCUGGUCAGAGCCUGAAGACAAGAAUGGCAUCAUCACUGGCUACGUGAUGUGGUGGGAAGUUCCCGGUGUAGAGUCGAGUCGUGAAGAACGUUCACUCUCCAACUCCACCCUGCAGUACCAGCUGACCGGCCUCACCUCCACCACCACAUACACGCUACAGGUAGCAGCACUCACCGCCGCAGGACGAGGCGUGGUCACGUCCUCCACCAUCUCGACUGGAGUCCCACCAGAGCUUCCUGGUGCACCGUCUAACUUGGUCAUCUCCAACAUCAGCCCUCGGACAGCAACACUUCGGUUCCGCCCUGGUCCUGAUGGCAAGACCGCCAUAUCACGAUGGAUCGUAGAAGGCCAGGCAGUGAAGCGGGACAUAAAGGAAGAGGCGUGGAGAGUUGUUUACCAGAAAGACAACCAGCCAGACGCAGACACACUCGAGAUCCCUAACCUUACUCCGUUCACGCAGUACAGGUUCAGGAUGCGGCAGCUGAACAUUGUGGGCUCCAGUCCCAUGAGCGCCCCCUCCAGGCUGAUUCAGACCCUACAGGCUGCCCCUGACACGCACCCCUCUAACCUCACCCUGCUGUCUGCCACACAGACCAGCCUGUGCCUCAACUGGACGCCUCUUCCAGAGUCUGAAUAUAACAGCAGUCCAGAGACUGUGGGCUACCGCCUGCGAGUAUGGAGGACAGAUGGCGGGGGAGAUGACAGGACCGUUGAUGUUGAGGGAACGGGGAGGACCAGUGAGGCCACAGUAGAGGGUCUGAGGCCUUGGACCAAGUACCAGGUUCAGAUACAGGCCUACAACUCCAUAGGAUCCGGACCAUGGAGCAACACUGUUGCUGCACACACAGCAGAAUCUGUUCCAUCUGGAUCUCCGCUGAACGUGACUGCUGAGGCUGUGAGUUCCACCAGGAUCCUGCUCACAUGGUCUGCUCUCCCUCUGGCACAGAGGAAUGGAGCGAUACUUGGAUAUAAGGUGUUGUACAGUGAAAAGGACUCAGAAGGUCCCCCCAGUGUUCAGGUGGCAGAUGGAGAGGGGAGCGUGACGGUGCUCCUCGGGGGUCUCCAAAAAUACACGAUGUACGUGCUGCAGGUGCUGGCGUACACACAGAUGGGUGACAGCCCCCCCAGCGACCCGAUCCUGCUCAGAACCAAAGAAGAUGUCCCAGGCCCCCCUGUCAGGAUGGUGUUUCCAGAAGUUCGAUUGUCAUCAGUUAGGGUGGUCUGGCAGCCACCCACAAACCCCAACGGCAUCAUAUUAGGCUACCAGAUCUCCUACCGCUUGGACAGCAGGGACCCACAGCGAUGGACCACAGUGGAGGUGGGCUCCAACGCUCGACAGUUCACCGUCACAGGACUUUCCUCUGAGCAGACCUACGUGUUCCGACUCACUGCUCGCACCGCCGUGGGCUGGGGCGAAGCACAAGAGGCCCUGGUUGUUACCACUGAACGCAGAGAGCGUCCCCAGCCGCCCAGGAAGCUGUCUGUUCCUCAGGACGGAGUUGAAUCUCGCCGUCUCCGCCUCCACUGGCAGAUGGGUGGUUCAGGCUCCUCCCCGCUGAGGUACUUCACUCUGCAGGUCAAAGAGCUGCCCAGCGGGGACUGGAAAACACACACCGCUGAUGUACUGUACAACGUGACCACCUGGACCGUUGACAGGCUGAAGCCUUUUACAUCAUACAAGUUCCGGAUGCUGGCCACCAACGAUGUAGGAGACAGUGUCCUCAGCAAAGAGACAGAGGCUGUCACAACUCUGCAGGAUGUGCCUGAUGAGCCUCCAGUGAUCCUCGCAGUGAAACCAACAACCACUACCUCAGUCCUGGUGCAGUGGAAGCGUCCCAGUGACGACAGCAUAAACGGGAUGUUGACGGGUUACAGGCUGUAUUACAGGGAGCUCCCUGUAAACUCCUCCACGCUCACUGAAGCAGAAGUCCAGGCAACUAAAAACAACACCACAAGUGCCCUCAUUACAACCAAGAGCACCUUCAAGACAGUCAGCAGUGCCUCGCUAACAGAAUUUGAGUUGACACAACUGAAGAAGUUUAAACACUACCAGAUUGUUAUGACAAGCUACAACAUCAUCGGAGAGAGUCCACCCUCCACUCCUGUGGAGGUGUCUGUCGGAGAGGCAGCCCCAUCAGUGGCCCCUCAGUCUAUCAGAGUGUCAGCUGUGUCUCCCUCCACUCUGGAAGUGACCUGGGACACUCCCCCCCUCGAGACCCAGAAUGGACUCAUCCAAGGAUACAAGAUCCACUACUGGGAGCGUGAGAGGCAGAACCAGACCGAGAAGGUCAAAGUGAUUUUUGUCCCAGACACCCGUGUGCAUCUCACCAACCUGACCAGUUACACGCCUUACCUGGUCACUCUGACAGCCUUCAACACGGCUGGCGACGGCCCACCCAGUGACCCCCGCGGAGCCCGCACCCUGCAGUCUGCUCCCAGCCAGCCCAGCUACCUGUCCUUCUCCGAGGUGUCAGGAGGAAGUGUCAAUGUAUCCUGGGGAGCUCCCCUCACUCCUAAUGGACAGCUGGAGGGCUACAGGGUCAUCUACCAGCCCACUGCCGCUGUGCAAGGAGUGAGUAAAGUGGUGACAGUGGAUGUGAGGGGCAGCUGGCAGCGAUGGCUGAAGGCUCGAGACCUGAUCAAAGGAGUGACAUACACGUUCAGCGUUCAAGCCCUCACAGUCAGCUAUGGGCCGGCAAUACAAGCAAACAUCACUGCUCAGCCUGUGCAAGGUAUUACACAAAGCAGUCAGCGGGAAGCACAAGGCAGGCAAGCAGCAGGCCUGGAGUCAGGCUACAGAAACAGUCCAAAAGCAAGCACGUCGUGUCAAACUGAUACUGGAUCAGGCAAUAAUAGAAGACCAAAUAAAACAGGCGCCCCCGGCUCACCGAUGGAUAUGUCCAUCACCAAGACGACCUCUGCGCUCACGAUCCACUGGUCUGAGGGAGACAUCGGAGCAGCUCCUGUCACCGGAUACGUGAUUGAGGCUCGUCCCUCAGAUGAAGGAGUGUGGGAUUCCUUCAUCAGACUCAUCUCCCCCAGCAGCAGGUCUGUUACGGUGCCGCUGGAACGCCUGAGGUCGGGGAUCAGCUACGAGUUCAGAGUCAUCGCUGUUAAUCGCUAUGGUUACGGACAGCCGAGUACACCCUCUGCUGCCCUCGCUGCGCUGUCGGAGCGUCCGUUCUACGAGGAGUGGUGGUUCCUGCUGGUCAUGGCUCUGGUGGGACUCAUCCUCAUUCUGGUCCUGGUCUUCGCCCUGCUGCUGCAUGGACACAGCACCAAAUACAAGGCCUGCAGCACAGGACCGCUGCCACCCAUGAGGCCGUAUGAGAGAGGAAAUCAAGGUCAGCCUUGUUUCUUCACCAGGAUGAUUCGGGCCAAACAGCUCCCUGAAGCAUCUCAGCAAAAAAAUAUCUCCCAGAAGCCCUGCUGUAAUUUGCGGAAGCACUUGUCCACAGCGGAGGAGUCAGUGACGCUGGACAACGGAGGUUUCACCGCUCUGGAGCUCAACAGCAGAACGCUCAACACCAAGAACUCCUUCCUGAAGAAGAACGGGACCAGGUCUCCUCCCCGGCCCAGUCCAGGUGGUCUUCACUACUCUGACGAGGACAUCUGUAACAACUACAACGGAGCCGUGCUGACUGAGAGCACCACACUGACGGAGAAACACACUGAGGUCUCUGAGUCAGAGUUGACGGACAGCGACUACGAGGACGAGCAGCCCAAGCACUCCUUCGUCAACCACUACAUGAGCGACCCCACCUACUACAACUCCUGGAAGCGGCAGCCAAAAGGCCUUAAAGGGAUCGCCUCUCCAUUCGCCUACGAGGAGUGCGCCACUGCGGACACGGAGCCCUACUACCAGACCGUGGUCACCCAGCACAGCACAGGCGGCGCGUACACGCCCACAGGGCAGCCGGCGCACACACACGUCAACCCCAACACCAACCCGCCGGGGUCACGCACCCCUGUGACGGGAUUCUCCUCAUUCGUUUGACUCUAAAGACAAAAUCUGCACAAAAUGAUAUACACACACACACGCGUACACAAAUUGAAGGAGGUGGAGGGGUGUGUGUGUGUGUUUGGACUACAGGAGAGGGCGCCUGCGGCUUCAGAGAGAGGGGAGGACGAGGUGAGGAGACGUGGGACGGACUGGUGAUGAAACAGCCCUUCAUGCCCCAAAGAACUAAACCUACACUUCUUAUUCGCCUUCUCCCCUUGUUCACAAAGACCCUCACUGUGUCGACGAGUGUGUGUGUGUGUGUGUGUGUGUGUGUGUGUGUGUGUGUGUGUGUUGCUCUCCUACUCCUUUACGCCUCUGUGUCACUGUGCUUACACACAGUUACUGUUCUCCUAUUCACAUACACACACACACACACACACACACACAUUCACACCGGCGUUUCCCACCAGAUGUUCAUGCCUAUUCCAGAGACUCUCUAACGGGAGCGCAGAGCGAUGGCUACAUGAGUCAGUUUGUGUAAAUGUCGAGGAGAGAAUUCAACCUCAAAGUGGUGGAGCUUGGGAUUUCUGCACAACGCUUCUGUUUUCUGUAUUUACACAUAAGUGCACAAAAAACACACACAUGUACUCGCUGAUGCACCACUUCAGCAUCUCCCACCGGGAGAGAGGAACUUCAAGGUCGAGGAGAAUCAUUAAACGGCGGCACAGAGAGGAGCAUAUCUUGUUGACAGACUGGUUCAUGUCCACAAAAACGCAGCUGUCAACUUUAAAAUACCACCACAUGGGGGAGAGGAAAAAAAAAAAACAAUCAAUAAUCACAGUUUCUGAACUUGAUAAAGGACGGAGAGCGAGCGUGGGAAGAGGCUCUUCAGAAGUUAAGGCAGUCUGAGAGAGUUCUGUGUGGUUCCUGAGAGCGUUGUGUGAUGUUGAGGUUUGAGUUGGAACAUAAGAAAAACAUGUUUUUUUACUGUUUACUGCCUGUUGUCAGCGCUCCUUAUACCGCAGCCUCCCAAGCCAUAAUGCUUGCACUGAGCCAAACCCCAAACAUUUCAUCUUAAUUAUGUUGAAGCUUAAUUUUUUACAAGUGUGAGUGUGUGUGUGUGUGUGUUUUGAGUGGUGACACACCAGUACGUGUGUAUAAAUGGCUCUAUGCUCAGUCCAGACGCCUGCUCAUCCGUCUCUGUUGUUCACUGCUUAGCGAAGCGUGCCAUUGUAUGUGUGUUUGUAUUUUUCAGAUGGAUUUUGUACAGGGGAGCCCUUUUUACUCGUGUGCUGUUGUCUGUAGUUCGGCCAUGUUUGUGUUAGUCGAAGCAAAUAGUGAAACAGAACUGGAGCGAGUCUUCAGCUUCACUGACCGAUGAGACGGAAACGGAGGAGACAGAGACAAGAAUGAUACAAAAAAAUAAAAUAUAAGCAGCAGUGAACGAGUGCGGAACAAGAUUACGGGAUAUUAAAGAGAAUCGUUCUUGUUCAAACUGAGUGUGAUUGAACUUUUUUGAGAAAAAGCCCCGCUGUACUCUGAACUCUGUGCUCUGGCCUCACCUCCAGCUGCCAGGCUGACACUCACGUACUUUGCACCUCCCUUCAAGUGCAAACAGAAGCUCAUCGGUAAGUUUUUGCUCAUGUAUAAUUUAACGAUUCUCCUCCCAGCAGCCUCCCUCACUCUGUCACGCUUGUUUUGAGUCCCAUACAGUGUGUGAAUAAAUGGUCAUUGUUUAA
Acanthopagrus latus (yellowfin seabream) is the source of this 10151-nucleotide messenger RNA. RefSeq names its product protein sidekick-1-like. The transcript has 48 exons. Gene Ontology annotation, biological process: cell-cell adhesion. The record is from RefSeq and is a predicted model, not a curated record. Gene Ontology annotation, molecular function: protein binding. NCBI's taxonomy places the organism in Eukaryota, Metazoa, Chordata, Actinopteri, Spariformes, Sparidae. The coding region runs from base 1621 to 8466 and encodes 2281 amino acids.